UCCUCCUCCGCCGCCGCAGCCAUGCCCGCGCCGGCCGCGGCGGACCCGGCGGCGCUCCCCGCCGCCUUCCUCUCCUUCCCGUCCCCGCUUCUCCCCACAUCCUCCGCGCCCCUCCCGGCGUCCCCCGCGGCGGCCCCCUCCAGCGCCUUCUGCCUCCCCGCCCGCGGCACGCGCGGCCACCCCCGCGCCGUCUCCGCCUCGGCCUAUGGCCCCGGCUACACGGCGGCGUCGCGGCUCCACCGGAUGUGGGCCGAGUUCGCCCGCUUCGUGCGCCUGCACGGGAACCAAAUCGCGCCGCUCGGGUUCGCGUCCCUCGGGCUGGGUGUCGGCGGAGGCGGCGAAGGGGGGAACGGGGAAGGUGCCGCUGGUGGUGGGGGCGGGGGUGGGGGUGGGGGUGGGGAGGUGGAUGGGUUGGUUGAGGAGGAAGGGGCGGUGCGGGCCGAGGCGCCGAAGAAGGUUCUGAUCCUGAUGAGCGACACGGGCGGUGGGCACCGCGCGUCCGCUGAGGCCAUCAAGGCGGCAUUCAUCCAGGAGUUCGGCGACGACUACCAGGUAUUCGUCACUGAUUUAUGGACCGACCAUACUCCAUGGCCAUUCAACCAAUUGCCCAGGAGCUACAGUUUCUUGGUGAAACAUGGGCCCUUGUGGAAGAUGACAUACUAUGGUACUGCACCAAGAGUAGUUCAUCAGCCACAUUUUGCCGCAACAUCAACAUUCAUAGCAAGAGAGGUUGCAAAAGGUCUCAUGAAAUACCAACCAGAUGUAAUUAUCAGUGUCCAUCCUUUAAUGCAACAUGUCCCACUCCGAAUUCUGAGGUCAAAAGGUUUAUUGGAUAAGAUUCCGUUCACAACAGUUGUCACAGAUCUGAGUACUUGUCACCCAACAUGGUUUCACAAGCUUGUGACUAGAUGUUACUGUCCAUCAGCUGAGGUGGCAAAGAGAGCACUAAAAGCCGGACUGCAACCUUCACAAAUUAAAGUGUAUGGCCUCCCUGUGCGUCCAUCUUUUGUCAAACCUAUUCGACCAAAGGAUGAACUGCGAAGGGAGUUAGGUAUGGAUGAAUAUUUGCCUGCUGUUCUACUGAUGGGUGGGGGUGAAGGGAUGGGUCCUAUUGAAGCCACUGCUAGAGCACUUGGUGAUGCUCUAUAUGAUGAAAUCCUUGGGGAACCCAUUGGUCAAAUACUUGUGAUUUGUGGCCGUAAUAAGAAGCUGACCAAUCGAUUGCAGUCAAUCAAUUGGAAAGUUCCAGUUCAGGUGAAGGGUUUUGUUACAAAGAUGGAAGAAUCUAUGGGUGCUUGUGACUGUAUAAUUACAAAGGCAGGGCCUGGUACAAUUGCAGAGGCAAUGAUUCGUGGCCUACCCAUUAUUUUAAAUGGUUAUAUUGCUGGUCAGGAAGCUGGCAAUGUUCCAUAUGUUGUUGAAAAUGGAUGCGGGAAGUUCUCAAAAUCUCCAGAACAGAUUGCAAAGAUCGUUGCUGAUUGGUUUGGACCUAGGUCAGAUGAGCUCAAAAUGAUGUCUCAAAAUGCCUUGAAACUAGCACGGCCAGAUGCCGUGUUUAAAAUUGUCCAUGAUCUGCACGAAUUAGUCAGGCAAAAAUGUUUUGUACCUCAAUAUGCAUGUGCAACAUAAGCUCAUAUAAUCCUUAGUAGUGAGUUUAGUUAAUUCUAUUCUUUUUGUGCGGCAUUAGCAACUAGUUAUCUGUGAGAAUUCAUAUAAUAUCAAUUGAUUUGGAAAUUCUCUAUGAUAGAAAAAAAAGUAUCAUCCAAUUUGGUUUUCCUCAAUAUUUUGCUUGUACAUGACUAUUGGGACUAGUCAGUUUGGGUACUGUUAAAACCAUCCAAUUUCCAUGGGAAAC
Molecule: messenger RNA, 1855 nt
Organism: Oryza brachyantha (malo sina)
Lineage: Eukaryota; Viridiplantae; Streptophyta; Magnoliopsida; Poales; Poaceae
Product: probable monogalactosyldiacylglycerol synthase 1, chloroplastic
Exons: 8
Coding region: 22-1629 (535 amino acids)
Biological process (GO): glycolipid biosynthetic process
Molecular function (GO): hexosyltransferase activity
Source: RefSeq, a predicted model, not a curated record